CGGAGUAGUGAGCUCUAAGAUUCCCAUUAUGGAAGAAAUAAGCAAAAAACAUCGAGAUGAUUUAAUUCUCUUCGUAAAUGGCAAAAAGAUCGUGGAGAAAAAUGCAGAGCCAGAGAUGACGCUGCUGACCUACCUCAGGAGAAAGUUGUGUUUGACAGGAACUAAGCUGGGAUGUGCUGAAGGUGGUUGUGGUGCCUGCACUGUCAUGGUGUCCCGGUUCCACUCAAAUCGGAAUGCGAUUGUUCACCAGGCUGUCAAUGCUUGCCUGGCACCUAUAUGCUCUCUGCAUCACUGUGCUGUCACUACAGUGGAGGGGAUUGGUAGUGUAGCCAGCAAAGUCCAUCCUGUGCAGGAGCGGAUCGCUAAGGCACAUGGAUCGCAGUGUGGGUUCUGUACUCCAGGAAUCGUCAUGUCCAUGUAUGCCCUGCUGAGGAACAACCCACAGCCUAUGAUGCGGGACAUCGAGGAGGCCUUCCAGGGCAACCUGUGUCGCUGCACGGGAUAUAGACCCAUAUUGGAGGGCUACAAAACCUUCACAAAGCAGAAGGAAGGAUGCUGUGGGAGCAGAGGAAAGGCUGGUGCCUGCUACAUGAUCACUGGACAGAAAGAAGAGAAAGCAGAAUUGGGGGAUUCAACUAAUUCAGUUCAACAAUUGUUUGAUCCAUCAGAAUUUAUGCCACUGGACCCAACACAAGAGAUUAUUUUCCCUCCUGAAUUGAUGAGUCUUAGUAAACAGCCACUAAGAGAGUUGAGGUUCAUUGGGGAGAGAAUGCAAUGGAUUCAGCCCAGUUCACUGAAAGAACUUCUGCAGCUAAAGGCAGAGUAUCCAGCAGCCAAGCUGGUGGUCGGUAACACUGAAGUGGGUAUAGAGAUGAAAUAUAAGAAUCAAUUUUACCCUCUGAUCCUGGCACCGGCCUUCAUAGAUGAAUUGAACAGCAUCCAGUACACUGAAAAUGGGAUUGUCUUUGGAGCAUCUGUCACACUGACUCUGCUGGGGAAUGUGUUGCAUGGGGAGGUGAACAAACUGCCCAGCUACAAGACUGAAGUCUUUCAGGCGAUUCUCCGGCAGUUACACUGGUUUGCCGGACAACAGAUCCGAAAUGUGGCAGCUAUUGGUGGCAAUAUUAUGACAGCAAGCCCUAUUUCAGACCUUAAUCCUGUGUUUAUGGCGGCCGGCUGUAAGCUAACUCUGAUGUCCAAAGAUGGGAAACGUGUCCUUCAGAUGGAUGACAAGUUCUUCACAGGCUACAGGAAAACUGCUUUGAAACCAGAAGAGAUUCUGCUGUCCAUUGAGAUCCCAUACACAAGAAAGGGACAGUAUUUUUCAGCCUUUAAGCAAUCACCUCGCAAAGAAGAUGACAUUGCCAUUGUCACCUGUGGGAUGAACGUGGUCUUCUGGGAGGGUUCUAACAUUGUGCAGGAUAUCCAGCUCAGCUACGGAGGAAUGGCUUCCACGACUGUUCUCGCCACAACUACGCGCAGUCAACUUAUUGGACGGCAGUGGGAUGAGGAGAUGUUGCAGGAUGCCUGCUCUUACUUAACUGAGGAGAUGACAUUGUCUCCCUCUGCGCCAGGCGGCAUGGUGGCGUACAGACGCACACUCACCAUCAGCCUGUUCUUCAAAUUCUUCCUCACUGUCCAGCAUAAACUGGCUCAGGAGCAUCUUUCUACUGAGGAUAUCAGACCUGAUUAUGCCAGUGCUGUAGCGCCUUCCCAUCUGGACUCAGCAACCAGCAUUCAACUUUUCCAGGCAGUCCCUCCUGGUCAGAACAUGGAUGAUGUGAUUGGCCGCCCCAUCAUGCAUCUGUCUGCAGUGAAGCAGGCUACAGGAGAGGCAGUCUAUUGUGACGACAUCCCUUGUUAUAAGAAUGAGCUCUAUUUGGCUUUGGUCACCAGCACUAAACCUCAUGCUUACAUUAAAUCUAUAGAUACUACAGAUGCCAUGGCAGUUCCAGGAGUGGUUACAUUUGUCUGUGCCAAGGACAUUCCUGGGAGCAACAAAACAGGACCUGUGGUCUAUGAUGAGACUGUCCUUGCUGAUGAAAAGGUCACAUGUGUGGGUCACAUAGUGGGAGCCAUUGUGGCAGACACACCAGCCCAUGCACAGAGGGCAGCCAAAGCUGUGAGGAUCUCUUAUCAGGAACUGCAGGCUGUGAUUAUCACCAUUCAGGAUGCCAUUGCAAAUGAGUCAUUCUACCAGCCCACACGAACUAUAGAAAGAGGAGAUCUCACUCAAGGGUUUCAAGAGUCUGAUAACAUUCUCCAAGGUGAGAUACACAUAGGGGGCCAGGAGCACUUUUACCUGGAGACAAACUGUACAUUGGCCGUACCUCGAGGAGAAGAUGGAGAAAUGGAGCUGUUUGUGUCCACCCAGUCAACCGCUAAGACACAAGCACUUGUGGCAAAAGCACUGGGGGUACCAGCCAGUCACAUAGUGUGUCGAGUGAAGCGAAUGGGAGGAGGUUUCGGUGGGAAAGAGACCCGGAGCACCAUUCUCUCAACGAUUGUGGCUGUUGCUGCUCAUAAAGUCAAGAGAGCAGUGCGCUGCAUGCUGGACCGUGAUGAGGACAUGCUGGUGUCAGGAGGCCGACACCCAUUCUUUGGACGUUACAAGGUUGGAUUUAAGAAAAAUGGAAAAGUGAUGGCUCUUGAUGUGACCUACUACAGCAAUGCAGGAAAUUCAAUGGACCUCUCUCUCUCAAUUAUGGAGCGGGCACUCUUGCAUAUGGACAACUGCUAUAACAUCCCCCAUGUUCGUGGGACUGGCUACAUAUGUAGGACCAAUUUGCCUUCCAACACUGCGUUUAGGGGCUUUGGUGGGCCACAGGGCAUGAUGGUAGCAGAGAGCUGGAUAAAUGAUGUGGCUUUGUCCUGUGGGCUCCCUGCUGAACAGGUGAGGGAGCUGAAUUUGUACAAGCAGGGAGAAUACACGCCUUUUAACCAGUGUCUGGAGCAGUUCACCAUAGACCGUUGCUGGAGAGAGUGCAUGAACAUCUCAGACUUUCACCAGCGCAAGGCCAAUGUAGAGCUGUAUAACAAGCAGCAUCGCUGGACCAAGCGAGGAUUGUCCAUCAUUCCCACCAAGUUUGGCAUCAGCUUCACUGCAGUCUUCCUCAACCAGGCAGGAGCACUGGUUCAUAUCUACACAGAUGGUUCAGUUCUUCUCACUCAUGGUGGAACAGAAAUGGGACAAGGCCUGCACACUAAAAUGGUCCAGGUUGCCAGCAGAACUCUGGAAAUCCCCAGCACAAAGAUCUUCAUCAGUGAGACCAGCACUAACACAGUCCCCAACACCAGCCCCACCGCAGCCUCUGCGUCCUCAGACCUCAAUGGCAUGGCUGUCUAUAACGCUUGCAAGACGUUGCUGCAGAGACUGGAGCCAUACAAAGCCAAGAACCCUAAAGGCUUCUGGGAGGACUGGGUGACAGCAGCUUACUUUGAUAGAGUGAACUUAUCAGCAAAUGGAUUUUAUAAGACUCCAGAUCUUGGCUAUGACUUUGAAACAAAUUCAGGGCAUCCAUUUAACUACUUUAGUUAUGGUGUAGCUGUCUCAGAGGUGGAGAUUGACUGUCUGACUGGCAGCCACAAGAACCUUCAUACCUCCAUUGUCAUGGAUGUGGGCAAAAGUCUGAACCCAGCGCUGGACAUUGGUCAGGUGGAGGGUGCAUUCAUGCAAGGUGUGGGUCUGUUUACACUAGAGGAGUUGCGCUACUCUUCUCAGGGUUAUCUCUAUACCCGUGGUCCUGGCAUGUACAAAAUUCCUGCUUUUGGAGACAUUCCCACUGAACUGAAGGUCUCCCUCCUCAGAGAUGCUCCCAAUGAGAAGGCCAUCUUCUCCUCAAAGGCUGUUGGAGAGCCUCCUCUCUUUCUGGCUGCUUCAGUCUUUUAUGCAAUUAAAGAUGCCAUCACAGCUGCCAGGGCAGAAUCUGGUCUUAUUGGCCCCUUCAGACUGGACAGUCCUGCCACACCUGAAAGAAUACGCAAUGCUUGUGAGGACAAAUUCACCAAACUGUGUCCUCCUCCUGAGCCAGGGACCUACACACCAUGGGAUGUGAGGGUCUAAGCCACAGAAGACCAAGACAUUUAGCAUUUAAUACUGUCCCCCUGGUUGUAUCUGAAGCAAUAUUGGCUCUCAUAGCACACUCAGUUGUCUUAGCAUCUCUUAGCAAGAAAAGACUUAAUUAAUGUUCUGUUUCAUAUUAUUUAACUAAUCAACAAAGUUAAUUGUUGAUUUUAGGCAAACUGAUGAGAAUUACCUUCAGAGCUAUGAAUUAUUAGUAAAUGAAUUAUCAUCUUUGUCUCCCAUUAUUAAAUCUUACUACUCCCCAACCCUCCACUUAGUGGUGUCACCAAUCCUAAUCUAACAUUGUAUCAAUUAAUGAUUUCUGAAGAAAAUAAUUAGAUGAAUCAGCAGUUUUAGGAUUGUCACUAAACUGCAGGUAACCCCAGGAGCAGGGAGCGUUUGCUCCAAUUAAUUUAUACUCUAAAUCCAAUUUAAAGCAUUUCAUGCCACAAAUUAUUCAGAUCAAAUCAGUUUAAUUUUCAAAUGCUAUUUACAACAAAACAUAUUCGCAAUACAUUUACAGAAAUAUAUGUCCAGUUCUCUAAUGAACAAACUCAGAGGCAAAGAAAAGUCCUUUCUUGAGGCCAGUAGGAGGAGCUAAGACUUACAAAGGGAAAUUUAUUUUCUUCUGGGCUACACAGGAUAGUGCAUUAAUGAUCCAUGAGAUAAGAUAUUGAUAAAUAGUAUACAGAAGAAUAUAUUCAAUUAUGCCAUAACUUCAUCAUAAUUCAUCAUGACUGUGGUACUGUAAAAACCUUAUUGAAACCAGUUUAGAAACAAAUACUCUUUUG
Molecule: messenger RNA, 4854 nt
Organism: Electrophorus electricus (electric eel)
Lineage: Eukaryota; Metazoa; Chordata; Actinopteri; Gymnotiformes; Gymnotidae
Gene: xdh
Product: xanthine dehydrogenase
Molecular function (GO): FAD binding; molybdopterin cofactor binding; 2 iron, 2 sulfur cluster binding
Source: RefSeq, a predicted model, not a curated record